AGUACGCCAAAAUGGCGGCUUCGGGAGCUGCUGAAACUCGUGUCUUAACAUACACGAUCCAUAAAUGUUCCAGCUAUUCUGCAAACUAUUUACCCGCGAACAUUUUGGAGGACAAACCGAAUGAUCAGUCUUCUAGAUGGUCUUCCGAUAGCAAUUACCCGCCACAGUUUCUUAUACUGAAACUGGAAAAGCCAGCUAUUGUUAUGACGAUCACAUUUGGAAAGUAUGAGAAGACCCAUGUUUGCAAUCUCAGGAAAUUCAAGAUUUAUGGUGGGCUGAAUGAUGAACACAUGACUGAGUUGUUACAAAGUGGAUUAAGAAAUGACCACAAUAAAGAAGCAUUUGAACUUCAGCAUGAACUGGAUGGCAAAAUGUUUCCUUGUCAAUAUAUAAAGAUCGUUCCAAUUAUGUCAUGGGGACCCAGUUUCAACUUCAGUAUUUGGUUUGUGGAGCUGUCAGGAGUCGAUGAUCCUGAGAUUGUUCAACCCAGUCUUACUUGGUUUAAUACUUAUCGAGAAAGGGAGGCCAUACGGCUUUGCCUGAAACAUUUUCGACAGCACAACUAUGCAGAAGCUUUUGAAUCUUUGCAGAAAAGAACAAAGAUCACUCUUGAGCAUCCCAUGCUGACAGAACUCCAUCAGAAACUGGUGAUCAAUAAUGACUUUGAUGGAUGUGAGAAAAUCGUAGAACAAGCUUCAAAUGAUGCUAUUUUCAGUCAUUAUAUUAGUCAGCAAGAUUACAAACCCAAGUGGAAAGCAAUUGUUCCUCUCACUGCUAAAACUGAGGAUAGCAGUAGUUCACGGCCGGGUAUGAGAGGCGGGCACCAGAUGUCGAUUGACAUGGAAUCUCAAGUGAUCUACCUGCUUGGUGGUUGGGAUGGGACACUGGACUUGGCUGAUUUCUGGGCGUUUACAGUGGAGUCUUCUCAAUGGACUUGUCUGUCGCGGGAUACAGAGCAGGAAGGUGGUCCAUGUGCCAGGUCCUGUCACAAGAUGUGUCUGGACGGCAAGAGAAAGUUGAUAUAUACCUUGGGAAGAUACUUAGACUCCGGAAUAAGAAACGUAACACCACUUAAGGUAAGGUGCACAUGGAGUGGGAGAGAAAGAUCGAGAGAGAAUUUAAUGUGUAUUGAUGUAGAAAAAAGCACGAUUUAUGUGUUUGGUGGUCGUGUGCUCACAAGCUCAAGCGGAGAUGAAAGAGCACAGGAAACUCUCUUUAGUGGACUGUACUCGUACAACUGUCAAACAAAUACCUGGAAUAAGCUCAAGGACGAUUGUCCUGAGCUCCGAUCAAGAAUAGGACACUCAAUGUUAUUUCAUCUCGAGAAAAGACUUCUAUACAUUUUUGCUGGACAAAGAGGAAGAGAAUUUUUAAGUGAUUUUAUUACAUACAAUGUGGACACCCAUGAAAUAUCAUUUAUAUAUGAUGGAAGCAAAAAGGAAUCUGAUCAAGUUCCUGCAGCAGGUUUUACACAAAGAGCAACAAUUGAUCCGGGUCUUAACGAAAUCCAUGUAUUAUCUGGUCUUAGUAAGGAUAAGGAAAAACGAGAAGAAACGGUCAGGAAUUCCUUUUGGGUAUACGAUAUGGAAAGGAAAUCAUGGUCUUGUGUUUACAAGAAUGAGAACAUGGGUCAGCAGUAUUGGACUAAGAUGCAGAAUGUGGAGCCGUGCCCUCGCUUUGCACAUCAGUUGGUGUAUGACGAUAUUCAUAAAGUACAUUACCUGUUUGGAGGCAAUCCUGGAAAAUCCAGUUUACCUAAGAUGAGACUGGAUGACUUCUGGUCGCUAAAGUUGUCAAGACCUUCAAGAGAACACUUAUUAAGAAGAUGCCGAUACUUAAUACGCAAACAAAGAUUUCAUGAGAUGGCUGCUCGUGAUCCUUACGAAGCUCUUCGUUAUCUGCAGCACGAGCUCUCGGAGACAGUCACCCAUGACGAUCCGGAGGAAAGUAAAGAGUUUCGUCUUAUAGCAUCCAGUCUAUUUUCUCAGUCAGUCUCCACACAAGAUCGAAUGGAAACUGGCGCAGACUCACUAUCACCGCCCUUAAAUGACGGUUUUGCUGGAAGAACACAGUUGUUUGAUACAUUGGUGUCUUUCUUCCCUGAACACAUGACGCAACCAAAAGGAAAUCUUGUGGAUCUGAUCACUUUCUAACAUUUCGGAAGAUCCAGUGAAAUAAACAGCGAUCAAGAACCGUGGAAUUAAACGAGAUCAAUGAAUAAUUUCUAUUUCCGUGAACAGGAUUGUUCUGCUACACAGACUGAUUUUGAAAUGAGACCGGUCAUUAGUUAUCAAACUGGAGGCGGACGGGUGGGAGGAUUUUGGUUGAUUCCAUAGUCCCCCCUUCCCUCUACUCCCUGUGGUCGACGAUGGAUCCCCUUCCGUCACCCUCAAAAUCAUGUGAUCCCUCAAAAUCCACCACACCCUCCUCCCAGAGUUAAAUAGUGACUGGUCCCAUAGGUUCCGGUCAACGAUGCAAAGCUUGUGUUUUGUAAUUAGUGUAAAGUAAAACUACAGAUUUUUUCAGGAGUUUUGAAUAGAUGUUGAGUUUAUUACUA
Stylophora pistillata is the source of this 2557-nucleotide messenger RNA. RefSeq names its product muskelin. Gene Ontology annotation, cellular component: cytoplasm. The record is from RefSeq and is a predicted model, not a curated record. Gene Ontology annotation, molecular function: protein binding. NCBI's taxonomy places the organism in Eukaryota, Metazoa, Cnidaria, Anthozoa, Scleractinia, Pocilloporidae.